Messenger RNA from Rhizoctonia solani, 1491 nucleotides. RefSeq lists its product as uncharacterized. The coding region runs from base 1 to 1491 and encodes 496 amino acids. The record is from RefSeq and is a predicted model, not a curated record. The transcript has 4 exons. NCBI's taxonomy places the organism in Eukaryota, Fungi, Basidiomycota, Agaricomycetes, Cantharellales, Ceratobasidiaceae.
AUGAUGACCAUCGUGCGCGCCCCGCAACAACCGCCGCCUCGUGAUCCGGCCAUGGACCGAGCAUUCCAAGAGUCCGUCGAUCGCUUCUUGGCUACCAAGAAUCAACCAUUCACCGUAUCUGGCACCAUCCCCAUCUCUGAUCCUCUGAAUCUCUUCUUCCAGACCGACAAUGGAGCAUCAUAUGGCCUCCGUCUCCCACUCGAGGACGAGUUUGGCACUUCGCCAGCAUUCGAUGCACUCAUCAGCGCCUGCGAACCUGAAGAGAGAUUUGUACCUCCUGCCCGGACCGGCUCCGCGCCACCCGUCCGUAACAGCAUGACGAUGCCCACUCCCCGCCAGCAAUACAGCACCUUCACCAAUCCUUCGUCACCUAUGGUUGGUCCUGGUGCCGUUGUCCCUGCCGGCACCGUGCUUUAUCCUACUCCCCCGCCUCCCGGAAAUAUCCAAAACCCUAAUGCGUUGGUUGCGGGUCAAUUUAUCCCACCGCACCGUCGUUCACUUGUUUACCCUUCCGGGCGUCCGCUAGCCGUCUCAAUGGAGCUCUCGUCUCACCCCGUACUUGACAUUGUGAAGGCAACCUUGUUCCCCAAACUAGCUCAAGGAUAUCACCUCCUUGCGGUUCGAGAUAAACUCCACAUUCACCCAUCCGGUACCUACACUCGCCCGGUUCAUGAUGCUGUCUUCCCUGAGGGUGUUGUUGCGACAAUCAUGGUUACUCUUCCUGUUCAUUAUCGCGGAGGUACACUAGUUAUUGGGUGCGAGGGCAAGGAGGAGCGCUUCUAUAGCCGCCUCGGUUCCAAAGCCAACGAGCUUGAGUGGCAAGCGUGGAAGACUAACUGUGACUGGGAGGUACAAAAAGUCGAAAAAGGACACCGCGUCGCCAUGACUUGGCACGUCUAUCAACGCUCUUACGGCCCGUCCAGCCACCCGCUCAUGGUUCCCAGUGAUGCACUUCUCGAUGCGCUCGCCGACUUGCUCAACUACGCGCGUGGAAAGAACCUUGGUUUCUUCCUCUCACAUGAGUAUGGUGUCAGCCCUAGCGAUGUGCUAGCUGACUCACUCGCCCCCUAUCUUAAAGGUGCUGAUGCAAUCCUGUAUCACGCGGUCAAAGUUUACAAACUCCAACCCCAGCUCCGUUAUUGUGCUGGUGGCUACAUCUGGCCUGUCGAUAAGCCGGCAUUGAUUCUGGAUUCAAACCGUGGUCCUCAAUCCGCGACUCCCUUCAAACGUGCUGGUCGUUCUCGUUCCCUUACUCGCGAUACCCAGCUUCAGAUUUAUCAGCGCCGCGGAGAGCAUGAGGAAGAUGCUGAGUUGGCAGAAAAGGUUCAACGCGGGGGAGCUGUCCCCUUGGCUGAAGAGAAUAUCACGCUUCUUCAUUCUCCUGAGCAAGGUCAUAUUGCCAAGGAGCGUGUCCCAUUCUUGGCCAACGACGCGGAAAACACACUUGACCACUUGUAUGUUAAUGUUGUGUUGGUCGUCUUCAUCCCUUGA